Molecule: messenger RNA, 3468 nt
Organism: Fusarium venenatum
Lineage: Eukaryota; Fungi; Ascomycota; Sordariomycetes; Hypocreales; Nectriaceae
Cellular component (GO): nucleus
Molecular function (GO): ATP hydrolysis activity; DNA binding; ATP binding
Source: RefSeq, a predicted model, not a curated record
AUGGCCCAAGAAGCCACUAGGGAACCAGAGGUUAAGAAAGUUCACCCCUUCUUUACCAAAGGCCCUGCCUCCGAAAUAGUCGUUCCCUCCAUUUCAUCUGCGAAGACUGCAAGCAACGAACCUCCUCACAAUGACGUUGAAACCGGAACGGAAGUACAGAACGGCAAGAAACGACGAAAGACCGAGACAACUCUGCCACAGGAUGUAUCUGGGCCCAAGAAACAACGGCGAGCGCGCCAGAGCGAAGGGCUCGCAACUUCAGGCAACGCGACAAUCGAGCAGAGCCUUGGAAUUAAGCCUGUUGGGACUACUAUUACCGAUACUACAACACCCUCAAUUAAUGGCGUCCCCGCCAAACCCCAAGAUAAUUCAACCUCGACUAUCGCUCAUCCUCCGAGCCUCUCGAAUACCGAUACCAAUGUGAACACAGGAAAGAUGCUCAAAUUGAACCUUAGAACUGGUACACUAAGGUCCCCACCAAGAACUAGACCAAAUUAUGCUCCCUCGCGCAUUGUGUGCAUGAAAUACGGACACGAUGAUGCCAGUCGAAAGGAGCUGGGCGAUAAGAUCUCUGAGAUCAUGGAUGGAAAGAUCAUAAUUCCUCCAACCCCGCCUAAGAAACGAGGAAGGAAAACGAAGGAGAGUUCUACAACGCAGAAUGCUUCAAGUUCCAAAGCUACGCAUCCGCUUUUUACAGGAAAAACAAAGCAGGUCGUGAAGGUUGAAGAGAGUGCUGUCGACAAACGCUCUCCUUCUCUGUCGCGCCACACUGUCUUCAUGUCCACUCCGAUGUCUCCAAAAAAGGCCAGGAAUCCGUUCGCAGUGAACAAACAGGCGCCACGGUUUGGAGUCAGGACAGGUGCAACGAAAGUCCCUGGUGCUAUGCAGCCUCUAUGGCCUGCCAAGGGGAUGGCCCACGUCCGUGGAUUUGACGUUCAACUUGAUCUAACAACACCUUUAUCUGAGGCGCGCACAAAUAAAAAAUCCAAAGGUUCUGCUAUAACGAUAACUCCUGAAGAAUCUGUGCUGGAACGGUUCUGCGCCACUGUGGAUUUUGCUGCUAUUCAGGAUUCUCUUCCCAAGAACGACGACCAUUUUGAACCAGCCCCUGAGGAGUUGCGUAAACCUUCCCCACACUUUGAAAGUGGCCGAAAGCUCCAGAAACGCAUUCGUUCAGAAUUACGAACACUAAAAUCAACUGCCAGUCAAGACGAUGACCAGCUUGUUGACAAUACCACCGAUCAUUCAAACACUACACAUCCCGCAAUCAAUCGCCUAUAUCAGUCACUUGAGACAAAUCUCUCAGCUUAUGACAAAUCGACAUGCGAACCACUAGCCUGGACGCACAAAUACGCUCCUGCCACAGCACCAGAGAUCUUGCAGAGCGGAAAGGAAGCUCUUCUACUCAGAGAUUGGCUGCAGGCACUCAAAGUUGACUCAGUGAUUUCGACUGGACAGGGUAACCCCACAACGAAGAAGAAGGCGAAGCCAAAAGCAGCACCAAAAAAGAAGAGAAAGCAGGAUGAGCUAAGUGACUUCAUUGUCAGUAGCGAAGAGGAAGCAAACGAAAUGGAAGAGAUUUCUGAAAAUGAGGCUGAUUGGGCACCUGCUGGCCCUGGAUUGCUGAAAAAAACAGUCGUUCGAAAUGGCGACGUAACAAAGAGUACCAAGGACCAAGAACGACUGAUGAAUGCCGUGGUCAUCAGUGGUCCUCAUGGCAGUGGAAAGACAGCGACUGUCGUCGCCAUAGCCAAAGAACUAGGAUUUGAAAUCUUUGAAAUUCACCCGGGAAGUAGACGAAGCGGCAAAGAUAUUCUCGAGAAGGUUGGCGAUAUGACGCGCAAUCAUCUCGUUCAGCAACAUCAGACGCAGAGCGCUUCUGGAGCCACAGAAGAGGAUGAGGUGGCUCGCGACUUGAAGGCUGGAAAACAGGGCAUGAUGACAAGCUUUUUCCAGAAGAAGACAACUCCCCGGUCGCCACCCAAGAAGCCCAUGGACGAAAAGCCGACCGAGGCGACGAAAGCCAGCUCAACCAAGAGUCAGAAACAGUCACUGAUUCUAUUGGAAGAGGUGGAUAUUCUAUACGACGAAGACAAGCAAUUUUGGGCAACACUAAUAGGAAUGAUGGCACAAUCAAAACGGCCGUUCAUCAUGACUUGCAACGACGAAAAGAUGGUGCCGCUCCAGACCCUCAAUCUUCAUGGCAUCUUCCGUUUCUCGCCUCCGCCUAUUGAUCUUGCCGUCGACCUUUGCCUUCUCAUAGCAGCUAAUGAAGGCCACAUACUACAACGCACAGCUGUGGAAGCAUUGUACAAGUCUCGCAGAAACGAUCUCAGGGCUGCGCUAACGGAGCUCAACUACUGGUGUCAGAUUGGGGUUGGGGAUCGUAAGGGAGGAUCCGAUUGGUUCUACCUGCGGUGGCCCAAAGGGUCUGACCUGGAUGAGAACGGAGAUGUGGUACGAGUGUUGAGCGAAGGAACAUAUUGCGAGGGUUUGGGCUGGUUCGGCCGUGAUCUGAUAGCCACCUGCCCUGAUCCAAUGAAGUCUGAGGAAGAAGUCAUGAAGCAGUCGUGGUACUCUUGGAUGCUAGACAUGGGCGACUGGGGCAACACGUUAAAUCUGCAGUCAUGGGCAGAUGGUAUGUCGCAUAACGCCUUGGAGCAAAACAAGAGGCUCGAGGUCCUGGAGGUCACGGAUAAGUUCUACUCUUCUAUGGGCGAUGCAGAUUUGUUAUCAAGCGGCACAUUAGGCAUCGAUCUCCAGGAAAUCAUAGAUUCAGGGCUGCCUGAAAUGCCAGCCAAGAUGCGAGACGAUUUCAUCCUUGGCCGCCGACUUCUCGAGGCGGACCCCAAAAUCUUGCAUUCCUCGCUAAGUGUCGACCUGUCCCUAGCUCUCAAAUCACUGGCAAGGCAAACACUUCUCAACACUUCACUCAGAACCGACACGGCAACUGGUCCUCUUCUCAAACCGUUAACGGAGAAGCGUGGCAUACAAUCUCUUGAACACUCGUUUGAGCCUCAGACCCCACCUCUAAACCGCAUGAGCCUUGCUUAUGCAUUCGAUCCCAUUGCUGUAAACGAAAAGACAGUAUACACUAGUUAUCUUGACCCGUCUGUGUUUGACCGGACCACAAACCUCAUCGUUUUGGACGUGGCGCCAUGGGUCCGCGGGAUCGUGGAGUUUGACAGCACUCUGGUGCAAGAGCGACUCAAGUUGAGUAAUCUCCUAAGCGAAGGCGGCACGCGGAAGAGAAUGCGCACUACACGCAGUGCCUACUCAGCUAUGGAAGGGGGCGAAAGGAGAACGGUUCGCCGCGAGAGGUACUUUGCAGAUACCCUCAACACAGUCUUUGUAAGACGUACCGCUGGUGAGGGCUGGAGGGAGGCUGUAGAGAGCGUAACACCAAAGGAGAUGACAGGGGAUUCACCCAGCACUACCCCAUCGUCGCCAGUAGUAAGCGAGGUAUAA